UUCAACAAAAACAGUGAAUUCAUUGAGUCUUCAGUUUGUGAUAAAAGUGGUGAUGAAAACGACGAGCCGGACAACAGCCGGCGCUCACCUGACGGCCCCCCUCGCCGGCCGUCCAGUGGUAGCGCUUCCGACGCUCGCAGUCAUAGCAGUGGUGCCAAUGAGUCCAAUGAGAGCGCCGAUAGCUCUCAGCGGCCGUCCAACCAAACGUUCAAAUGCCGGCCCACACGGCGUACGAUCUCCGAGUCCUCUAACGAGUUGAUAGCGCGAGGAAUACUGAAAUACCCGCACAAUUGGAUCCGUCGCACGGUUUCUGAGUCGAGCUGUGAUGUGAUCGUCGAAAAUGGCUCCGACUUUGAUCUCCUGUUCUCAUCGGUCGAAGACAUCUACAGCGACGACGACAUCGCCGGUGAGCACCGGAUGGGCGCCAAGAAGAACGUGCGCUUCAGUGACAACGUCUCGAAAACCAUAUAUCGGCCGAACUCUAGUAUUUUGGGCCGAAAGCUGAAGAACCAAAAGCGCUCGAAAGCGCGUAAGAAUUCCCACCGAAAGGAUAGUUUGACGGAAAAUGUGUCCAAAAUGUUAAAGACCGACAAACUGGAGACCGAACGGAGCCGUCAGGACAGCGGUUACGACAGUGAAGACAACGGCCACUCCGGCGGUGAUGUCGGCCGCGACGGCGCCGAUGUCUCCAACAAAGCGUACAAUAAUUGUAUUGAAAUCGAAACGGGUAUCGAAAACCUUAAGUGCUUUGAAAACAGCAUUCCAUACGUUAGGAUGAGAUUUAUAUAUGACUUAACGUUAAUCACAAUAUGUUUGCAACUAUUGAACGGUUGGGUUGAGUCCGUGGACUACGCGGACGAAGAGCACGAGGAGAUUGCGGCCAAUAACAGCUCCACAGAGAGGGUAACGGCGCCCAAAGAGCCCAUAAUCAACAACAUCAAAGACAUCGAGAGGUUGGCCCGGUUUGUGCUGCUGAGGGCCCAUAUAAUCCUCGAUCCGACCCAUAAAAUCAAGUUAAAUGAGUCGCGUGUGAGUCGACUGAUAGACCACUUCCACGACAUACAACUGCGCGGCCGUAAGUCGCCGAUGGAGGACAGGGAUCUCGGAUGCGAUCAGUUGUCCAGUAAAAAGAAGAAUAGCAAAGAGCUGUGCGAAGCGGUUACCUCUGAGUGUCUGUCCGCCAGCGAAAUGUUAGAUCUGGUGCCCAAGGAGUCGAUGGACAUCCAUCAGGUCAUCGCCCGGUUGUGUCCACUCAUACUCUUCCGAAAGACGCGUCCGAUUUGUGACGGAGACGCCAUUCGCUCGCAUGAAGAAGAGGAUCAGACACUCAAACUGCCGGCGUCCGACCCCACGACACCAGACGUACAGUACGCUCAGCACCAGUCGUUUGAAAUGAGGCGCAUUCGGUCCAACUCGGAGGCAGUGGGCGGCGCACAGAGGGAGGCGCUGAUGAACUCCACUCGCGAACAGUUGGCUCAAUGCAUGUCUACCGUCAACGUAGUGCCCGUCAGUGCCAACCAAUACGCGGCCUCAGACGGCGCCAAAUCGGUGGACAAAGCGGACACCAAAGCGCACGCGAAGGAGAACUUCGUGCCGGGAGUCCGGAGCCGACGCUUCGACCAGAACUCGCCGCCCACUGUCACCAUAGACACCGUCGCCUGGAUGAUAGUGUUGGGCGACGCUCUGCUCAACUUUAUCGACGGCCUGUCCAUUGGCGCCGCCUUUGAUCGCAACAUUAUGGCCGGAAUUAGUAUAUCAGUGGCCGUUAUGUUGGAAGAGGUGGCCCACAGGUUGGGUACGUUUGCUGUCCUCAUACGCGCCGGUAUGACAAUGAAACAGAGCUUUCUCUACAUACUGUUGUGCGCCUGUGCCUGUUAUCCGGGUCUAGCGCUCGGCAUAUUCCUGGGCGACGAGGCAGAGGAGGCCAGUCCUUACAUAUUCGCUUUGGCCGGCGGUUUCUUCCUAUACAUGGCUCUCGUGGAUGUGAUGCGAGCGAUGAACCGGUCGAUGGAGAACGCCUCCCGAAAGGGGGUGCGGAGUAUGUUCUACAUAUGGGCCCUACAGAACGUGGGCAUCGUUUUGUCGGUCAUAUUCCUAUCACUACUGGCCUUCUAUGAGAGGGAAAUGGAUUUCGAGACCAUUGAGUUGGAAGAGAUCGCCGAACACUCGCUGGAG
Molecule: messenger RNA, 2175 nt
Organism: Oppiella nova
Lineage: Eukaryota; Metazoa; Arthropoda; Arachnida; Sarcoptiformes; Oppiidae
Source: the annotation of a GenBank genome assembly